Molecule: messenger RNA, 1181 nt
Organism: Zonotrichia albicollis (white-throated sparrow)
Lineage: Eukaryota; Metazoa; Chordata; Aves; Passeriformes; Passerellidae
Source: RefSeq, a predicted model, not a curated record
AUGCUCAGUGCCUACUACGUGGCCUUCGUGCCUGUGUGGUUUGUCAAGGUGAGGCCUGGCUGGGAGGUGACCCUGGGGCACAAGGAGGGGCCACAGUCCUUGGUUGUGGCACAAAACCCUCCAGAUAUUACCUGGAAUCCCUCCUCACUCCCAGAUUCCCAAGGUUUUGGAGAUCCCAGAUUCCACAGAAACCCUCCAGACCUUACCUGGAAUCUUUCCUCACUCCCAGAUUCCAGAGGGGUUUUGGAGUGCCCAAAUUCCACAGAUCUUUCCUCACUCCCAGAUUCCAGAGAGGUUUUGGAGAUCCCAGAUUCCACAGAAACCUCCAGACCUUACCUGGAAUCUUUCCUCACUCCCAGAUUCCAGAGGGGUUUUGGAGAGCCCAAAUUCCACAAAAACCCUCCAGACCUUACCUGGAAUCUUUCCUCACUCCCAGAUUCCAGAGGUUUUGGAGAUCCCAAAUUCCACAGAUCUUUCCUCACUCCCAGAUUCCAGAGGGGUUUUGGAAAUCCCAAAUUCCACAGAUCUUUCCUCACUCCCAAAUUCCAUAGAGGUUUUGGAGAGCCCAAAUUCCACAGAAACCCUCCAGAUAUUACCUGGAAUCCCUCUUCUCUCCCAGAUUCCAGAGAGGUUUUGGAGAGCACAAAUUCCACAGAAACCCUCCAGACCUUACCUGGAAUCUUUCCUCACUCCCUGAUUCCAGAGAGGUUUUGGAGAUCCCAAAUUCCACAGAUCUUUCCUCACUCCCAGAUUCCAGAGAGGUUUUGGAGAGCCCAAAUUCCACAGAAACCUCCAGACCUUACCUGGAAUCUUUCUUCACUCCCAGAUUCCAGAUUCCACAGAAACCUCCAGACCUUACCUGGAAUCCCUCCUCACUCCCUGAGCAAUGCAGCCCGAAUUCCAGAGGUUUUGGAGAUCCUAAAUUCCACAGAUCUUUCCUCACUCCCAGAUCCCAGAGAGGUUUUGGAGAGCCCAGAUUCCACAGAAACCCUCCAGACCUUCCCUGGAAUCUUUCCUCACUCCCAGAUUCCAGAGAGGUUUUGGAGAGCCCAAAUUCCAGAGAAAUCCUCCAGAUCUUACCUGGAAUCUCUCCUCACUCCCUGAGCAAUGCAGCCCGAAUUCCAGAGGUUUUGGAGAUCCCAGAUUCCACAGAAACCCUCCAGAUAUUACCUGGAAUCCCU